AUGAACCGCGCUAUGAAACGCGCCUUGACGCAGCCAAUAAAAAAAUACCAACAUGAAGCACUCGGAUUAGGGCCUCGACGUUGGACCAGAUGGACCUCAAGAUUCGUCGAAAGGGAAUGGUCUACUCCCCUCGCCCGGACCCUGGCGAGCGCAAUUAGGGUGACAGGCCCAAUCCCCAUCGCUGCGUUCAUGCGCCAAGUCCUCACAUCCCCGGAAGGCGGCUACUACACGACACGACCGGACGGCGGCGGGGAGGUAUUUGGACAGAAAGGAGACUUCAUCACGUCCCCGGAGAUCUCGCAGGUUUUUGGCGAGUUGAUUGGCAUAUGGACGAUUGCGGAGUGGAUUGCGCAGGGGCGCAAGCGCAGUGGGGUGCAGUUGAUGGAGGUUGGGCCGGGGAAAGGGACGUUGAUGGAUGAUAUGCUGCGGGCAUUCCGGAAUUUCAAGACGUUCACUUCGAGUAUUGAUGCGAUUUACCUGGUGGAGGCGAGCGCGACACUACGAGAAGUGCAGAGGAAGCUUCUUUGCGGCGAUGCGGCUAUGGAAGAGACAGAUAUCGGACACAAGAGUACAUGCAAGUACUUUGAUGUCCCGAUAGUCUGGGUUGAGGAUAUCCGGUUGCUACCUCAAGAAGAGGACAAAACCCCAUUCAUCUUCGCGCACGAAUUCUUUGACGCCCUUCCAGUGCACGCUUUUGAAUCUAUCCCUCCCGCGCCCGAAAAUGAGCAACCUUCUAAAAAAGAAAUAAUGACCCCCACCGGCCCUAUCACAAUUGAUAACCCCCCGAAACCCGCCAACACCCCGCAGUGGCGUGAGAUCCUGGUCACGCUGAACCCAAAAGCCGUGGAUGAGAACAUUCCCGGCGAGCCGGAAUUCAACUUGACUAUGGCCAAGGCAUCUACACCAUCCUCGCUGGUGAUCCCGGAGAUAUCCCAGCGAUACCGCGCCCUCAAGUCCCAGCCAGGCUCGACUAUCGAAAUCAGCCCUGAAAGCCGCAUCUACGCAGCCGACUUUGCACGCCGCAUUGGAGGAUCAUCCCAACCUACCCUUCAGGGCAGACAAGGCCCCUCCUCUACCCCAGCCAACUUUAAGAAAACCCCCUCCGGCGCAGCCCUAAUCAUGGACUACGGAACCCUCAACACAAUCCCCAUCAACUCCCUCCGCGGCAUCCAGAACCAUCAAAAGGUUCCACCUCUCUCGUCUCCGGGCCAGGUUGACGUCAGCGCAGACGUGGACUUUACUGCUCUUGCUGAAUCCGCCAUCGAAGCUAGCGAGGGUAUUGAGGUCCACGGGCCCAUGGAGCAGGGUGAUUUCCUGCGCGCUAUGGGGAUUGCGGAAAGGAUGAAGCAGUUGCUAGAGGGCGUUCACGAUGAGGGGAAGAGGAAGCAUUUGGAGAGUGCGUGGCAGCGGUUGGUUGAAAAAGGAGGUGGGGGUAUGGGUAAGAUUUAUAAGGUUAUGGCUAUUAUUCCGGAGAAUGAUGGGAGGAGGAGGCCGGUUGGCUUUGGGGGUUCAAUUUGA
This is a messenger RNA of Aspergillus chevalieri, 1518 nucleotides long. Its product is annotated as class I SAM-dependent methyltransferase. Gene Ontology annotation, biological process: mitochondrial respiratory chain complex I assembly. Gene Ontology annotation, molecular function: protein-arginine omega-N symmetric methyltransferase activity. The transcript is spliced from 4 exons. The record is from RefSeq and is a predicted model, not a curated record. NCBI's taxonomy places the organism in Eukaryota, Fungi, Ascomycota, Eurotiomycetes, Eurotiales, Aspergillaceae. The coding region runs from base 1 to 1518 and encodes 505 amino acids. Gene Ontology annotation, cellular component: mitochondrion.